UGAUAUCACAUAGAGAAGGACAGACACAGGGUUACAACGUCGGUGGACAUUUAACCGAGAGUGGAGAAGCUCUUUUUACCGAUGAAGACGAAUAUGGAUUUACCCAUUUUACUCUGUUUUUAGAACUGUGAAGAACCAUAGAUAUCCUUCCAUCGCGGAACAUAACACGUUUUAUUGCAUUUUGAGAGGAAAAUGUCGGGCAGAACAAUGAGACUUCAAGUACUGUUGUUUUAUUUGGUCUUUCGUCUCAGUUCAGUGCUCGGGCAGGUCAGCUACUCCAUCCCCGAGGAAAUGCCGAGUGGCUCUUUAGUCGGUGCUAUUGCUCAGGAUUUGGGAUUAGAUGUAAAACGACUGAAAUCCGGUCAAGCUCGCGUUUUUACAGGAGACAGUGCGGGAUACAUCGAGCUGAACAAAGACCGAGGAGUCCUUAUUAUCAAAGACAGGAUCAACAGAGAGACGACAUGCAGACAGACUACGCCUUGUGCUUUGCAUUUUCAGAUAAUUUUGGAGAACCCCAUGGAGUUCUACAGUAUCACAGUCGAGAUUACAGACAUAAAUGAUAAUCCUCCCACCUUUGAAAAAAAUGAAGUCAGUUUUAAAAUCAGCGAAUCUGCUGUAAUUGGAUCAAAGUUUGUAUUAGACAGAGCAAUUGAUCUUGAUGUUGGCAAAAAUGGUCUUCAGAAAUACGAACUUAAGCCCGCCGAUAAUUUUGUACUAAAACGUGAAAGUCAAGCUGAUGGAACAGAAAAAGUGGAAAUGAUUUUGCAGAAGCCCCUCGACAGAGAGAAGGACGAAUUGAUAUCUUUAGUUUUAACAGCGUUCGAUGGAGGAGACCCGCAAAUGUCAGGAACAAUUCGGAUUUUGAUAACGGUAUUAGAUGUCAAUGAUAAUGCUCCUAUUUUUACACAGUCCACCUACACUGCCACUGUUUUUGAAAACGCUCCUGUAGGGACAGUUGUCACCGGGGUUACUGCGUCAGAUGCAGAUCAUGGGACGAAUGGUAAAAUAAGAUAUUCAAUUGCAAACAGUUUACAUCAAGCCCAUUCAUUGUUUCAGAUCAACGAAGACAGUGGUGAAAUUAGAUUGACUGGAAAUAUUGAUUUUGAAAAUGCACGGAAUUACCAUAUUAAUAUACGUGCAAGUGAUGAUGGUGGACUUACAGAUUCGUGUAAAGUCAUAGUUGAAGUGGUGGAUAUAAACGACAAUAAACCAACAAUUAAUAUAAUGUCAAAAUCAAACAUGAUAUCUGAAAACUCAAAACCGAGCACAGUUGUAGCAAUGAUGAACGUCCAAGACCCAGAUUCCAAUGAAAACGGUAAAGUUAGCUGUUUUAUCAACGAUAAUACCCCUCUGACUAUAAUGUUGACAUCAAACAAUUUCUAUAGUUUAAUGACAGAUAGUGAUCUGGAUAGGGAGACAGCCUCUCAGUAUAAUAUAACAGUGACCUGCUCAGAUGAGGGAGUGCCCUCCCUCUCCAGCAGCAUCACUCUCACCUUACAGAUCUCUGAUGUGAAUGAUAACGCGCCUGUCUUUGAGAGCAGCUCAUAUGAGGCCUACAUUGUAGAAAACAACACACCAGGCCUCUCUGUAUUCACAGUGAGAGCCAGAGACGCUGACUGGAACCAGAAUGCCCGUGUUUCUUACAUCCUGGAGGACUCCUCUGUUAACGGAGUGCCAGUCUCCUCAUAUGUGUCUGUUAGUGCUGAUAGUGGAGUCAUCCAUGCAGUGCGCUCUUUUGACUACGAGCAGAUCAAAGACUUCCACUUCCGGGUCAAAGCUCAGGACGGAGGCUCUCCUCCACUGAGUAGCAAUGUGACUGUGAAAAUACUGAUCCAGGACCAGAACGACAACCCUCCUCAGGUCCUGUACCCAGUCCAGACUGGUGGCUCUCUGGUGGCUGAGAUGGUGCCUCGUUCAGCAGAUGUGGGCUAUCUGGUCACUAAAGUGGUGGCUGUUGAUGUGGACUCUGGACAGAAUGCCUGGCUCUCCUAUAAACUGCAGAAAGCCACAGACAGGGCGCUGUUUGAAGUGGGCUUACAGAAUGGAGAAAUAAGGACUAUCCGCCAGGUGACUGAUAAAGAUGCUGUGAAACAAAGACUGACUGUUAUAGUGGAGGACAACGGGCAGCCCUCUCGUUCAGCUACAGUCAUUGUUAACGUGGUGGUGGCUGACAGCUUCCCGGAAGUGCUGUCUGAGUUCACUGACUUUACACAGGACAAAGAGUACAAUGACAACCUGACUUUUUACUUAGUGCUGGCUCUGGCUGUAGUGUCCUUCCUCUUCAUCACGUGUUUGGUGGUUAUUAUAUCAGUGAAGAUCUACAGGUGGAGACAGUCUCGCAUCAUGUUUCACUCCAAUCUCCCUGUGAUUCCUUAUUAUCCUCCACGUUACUCAGACACUUUGGGGACAGGGACUCUCCAACACGUGUACAACUACGAGGUGUGCAGGACGACUGACUCCAGAAAGAGUGACUGUAAGUUCGGCGGAGCCGGUAGUCAGAACGUGCUGAUAAUGGACCCCAGUUCUACAGGGACGAUGCAGCGGAUACAGAGUGAAAAGAGCAUCCUGGAUGAACCAGACUCUCCUUUAGAGGUUGGUAAUUCAGGGUUAUUUUAGUUACAAUAUUUUCACAUGUUCUAUGUCGAUGAAACAUUUGUUGUCAGACGCAAUGCAUCAGUAUUUUUGCAAUCAGCACCAUGGACAGGGGAAUUAAUCGUACCCUGGCCUUUUUUCCUGUUUAUUGUCGUGUGAAUUUCCUUAUUGCGUUUCCAAUAGUGAGUCUUUUUGUCAUCUAUGUAUGGGGGUUAUUUAGAGCAGCGGUUCUCAAAAUGUGGUCCGCGGACCACUGGUGGUCCGCGAGGGUACUGCAGGUGGUCAGUGGAAAAAGCUAAAUAAAAUCCACUUUUUAUUAUCAAGGAUUUUCUGGGACCACCUCAUAUGUGACCUGCUCUAUCGAAAUCAGUCGCAUUGACCCGAAGAGUGCGAGUGAGAGGUGCCUGUCAUCUUCCCUUCACAAGCUUCAAAAAUGUAUUUAUCGUGUGAUUUUGGAAAUACAAGUUUCAUAUUCUGAAAGCCAAGACUUUUUUUUAUUUAAAAUCUAGCAAAACACCCGAACCCCGAAAAACUAUUUGUUUACGCAAAUCCACGUUUAUUUUUUAAAUGAUCCGUUGCGACUUCCGACUGAUUAUUUCCUUAUUGUACACGUUUAUAUUAAUGUAUUUUAUAUUCAGUGUUCUCUGAUUUUAUGCUACAGGUCGGCUGUGAUUUUAUUAAGUUCCUUUGAUAUUGUAAACGUUGUGUUAUGCGUCUCUUUCCUGCAAUAUCGGAUG
Gymnodraco acuticeps is the source of this 3329-nucleotide messenger RNA. RefSeq names its product protocadherin beta-16-like. The coding region runs from base 193 to 2616 and encodes 807 amino acids. Gene Ontology annotation, cellular component: plasma membrane. Gene Ontology annotation, biological process: homophilic cell-cell adhesion. The record is from RefSeq and is a predicted model, not a curated record. The transcript has a single exon. Gene Ontology annotation, molecular function: calcium ion binding. NCBI's taxonomy places the organism in Eukaryota, Metazoa, Chordata, Actinopteri, Perciformes, Bathydraconidae.